Molecule: messenger RNA, 4111 nt
Organism: Aureobasidium pullulans EXF-150
Lineage: Eukaryota; Fungi; Ascomycota; Dothideomycetes; Dothideales; Saccotheciaceae
Exons: 3
Coding region: 107-3997 (1296 amino acids)
Biological process (GO): endoplasmic reticulum organization; intracellular protein transport; COPII-coated vesicle cargo loading
Cellular component (GO): endoplasmic reticulum exit site; COPII vesicle coat
Molecular function (GO): structural molecule activity; protein binding
Source: RefSeq, a predicted model, not a curated record
AAUAAUUAUCCCAUACAUAACCCCUUUCCGCCAAUCCCACCGCAGUUUCCUUUUGUUUGCUUCAUGCUUGGACAGAACUAAGCGUGCUGCUGACAAAGACCCAACAAUGGUUCGAUUGCGCGAGAUUCCUCGCACUGCGGCCUUCGCAUGGUCGCCCGGCUCAGCACCGCCAUUGCUCGCUACCGGAACCCGCGCCGGUGCCGUCGACGACGACUUUUCCAACGAUACUAACCUCGAGCUAUGGGAUUUGCAAUUAGAUCAGGUUGAUGCUGAUGAGCUGUCGCCCGUAGGCAGCAUCUCUACCGACUCGAGGUUCUACGACAUUGCAUGGAGCCAACCUACCGCCGAUCGCUCUCGUGGUAUCAUUGCUGGCGCCCUCGAAAAUGGAUCUCUCGACCUCUGGGAUGCCGAGAAGCUCCGUUCUAGCCCUUCCGACUCGUUCAUGUCUAGGACCACGAAGCACUCUGGAGCCAUCAAGACUGUUCAGUUCAACCACUCGAAGCACGAUCUACUCGCGACUGCCGGUGCUAAGGGUGAGCUUUUCAUCUACGAUUUGAACAACAUCGCAAACCCCUUCAGAUUGGGUGGAGGUGCCGCAAGAGCAGACGAUUUUGAGUGUCUGGACUGGAACAAGGGCUCGAAAGUCCCUCAUAUUCUGGCUACCGGUUCAAGCGGCGGCUUCGUCACUAUCUGGGAUGUUAGACAAAAGAAGGAAAACCUUACACUCAACAACUACGGUCGCAAGCCAGUCAGCGCUGUUGCAUGGGACCCCGACGUUGCGACCAAGCUCAUGACAGCAAUUCCCAACGAUCAGGAUCCUCUGAUUCUCAUGUGGGAUUUGCGCAACUCUAGCGCGCCCGAGCGUGUUCUCCGCGGCCACGAGCUCGGUGUUCUUUCUCUGUCUUGGUGUCUGCAAGACUCGAGCCUGCUGCUUUCUUGCGGCAAGGACAACCGCACUGUUGCAUGGAACCCUCACACCGGUGAGUCAUACGGUGACUUCCCUGUAGUCACCAACUGGACCUUCCAGACCCGUUGGAACCCUCACAACCCCGGUCUGCUCGCCACUGCCUCCUUCGAUGGCAAGAUUACCGUCCAGACCAUUCAGAACACAAACUCCAAGGACGACGAGAAGAAGACUGCUCAGCAAGCGCUGGAAGGAGAGGAUUUCUUCAACCAGGUUCAGACACAACCUCAGCAUGUUUCAUUCUCCCUGCCCAAGGCUCCCAAGUGGAUGGAGCGUCCCGCUGGUGUAUCUUUCGGUUUUGGAGGAAAGCUUGUCAGACUUGCUACCGACUCCGCGUCGAGAAAGUCAACUGUCAGCAUUGAAACCUUCGCCGUUGACUCUGCAGUCACCGAAGCCUCUCAAAAGUUCGAAGAAUCCUUGAAGGGAGGUGAUCUGGCCAGCAUCUGCGAAUCCAAAAUUUCCGCAGCGACCGACGAGGAAGAGAAGGCUGACUGGCAGGUCAUCGAGACGUUGAAUGCUGGAAGGUCGAGAAAGAAGCUUAGAGAAUAUCUGGGCUUUACCGAUGAGGCCGAGGUUAGCCAGAAGACGGCUGACCUUAACAUCAACGGCGAUGUUGAGAAGCCCAAGGAAGAGGACGACAGCAACUUCUUCGGCAGCGAAACCGCUGAUGGAGAAGAUGGCGAUAACUUCCUGGCCGACCUUGCAGCGACCAAGGGUGCCAAGACCAACCAGCCUUUCCACAUCUUCAGUGGUGAAGAGACAGAUGCAGACAAGAACAUCACCCGUGCUCUCAUGCUCGGUAACUUCGAGUCUGCUCUUGAUGUCUGUUUGAAGGACGGCCGCAUGUCCGAUGCUUUCAUGAUUGCUAUUUGUGGCGGCCAGAAGUGCAUGGAUAAGGUGCAAACAGCUUACUUGAAGCAAAAGGCCAAGGGACCUAAUUACCUACGCCUUCUGGCCUCGAUUGUUGGCAAGAACUUGUGGGACGUCGUCCACAAUGCUGAUCUGUCCAACUGGAAGGAGGUCAUGGCGACCUUGUGCACCUUUGCCGACGAGACUGAGUUCUCCGACUUAUGCGAGGCCCUGGGUGACCGCCUUGAGGAGUCUCUCGCAGAUGCUACCGACAAGGGCUCCCUGAGAAGAGAUGCAUCAUUCUGUUUCCUUGCUGGAUCUAAGCUCGAGAAGGUCGUUACAAUUUGGGCCCAGGAGCUGCAAGAGAAGGAGAGCGCCGGCUUGGAAGCCGCUGACGGCGAGACUAGCUUCUCUGUCCACGCCAGAUCUUUGCAAGACUUUAUCGAGAAGGUCACUGUCUUCCGCCAGGUUGUCAGCUUCCAGGAUUCUGACAAGCAGGCAACCGAGAACUGGAAACUUGCUCCUCUUUAUUCCAAGUACACCGAGUAUGCCGAUAUCUUGGCCAGUCAUGGCCAACUGCAAGUUGCUGAGAAGUAUCUCGACCUGCUACCUUCCAAGUUCCCUGCAGCAGAGGUUGCUCAGCAAAGAGUCAAGCUUGCCAACAGAAGCAAGCCCGUGGCUCCUCAAGUCCAAAGACAGCCAGCGGCUGCAACGCGUGUUUCCGCCCCCAUGGCGCCUUACUCUGCUGCUCCCACCCCUGCACCCAUGGCUGCUGCAAACGCUUACGCUCCCAGCGGUGGCAUCAUGUCGACGCCUGCACCUGCUGGUAUUCCAAACGCUUACGCUCCUCCUGGCGCUGUCCAGCCUGCUGCUGCAUCAAACCCAUAUGCACCUCCUACGCAAGCGUACGCCCCCAUGGGAUACCAACCCCAGCAGAAUUCUGCGUACGGUCAACCAGGACCUUAUGGCGCGUCUGCUGCUCCCAUGGCGCCUCCUCGCGGUGUGACUCCUAGCGCUCUCCCCCCACCCCCAAAGAAGGGUGAGACACAACAAUGGAAUGACCUUCCUGAAGGCUUCACUAAGCCGGUCCAACCUGCAAGAAGGAACACACCUGGAUUGGCCGCCGUGUCUUCUCCCUUCCCCAACGCUCCUAGUGUCAUGUCUCCCCCGCCGCCAGGUAGCGCAUACGGCCAACAGCCUGCUCCUGCCGCCUUGCCUCCACCACCUAAGGCUGGACAGAUGCCUUCUCGGGUGAUGUCUCCCCUCUCAGGGCCUCCCCAGAUUCAGCGACCUAUGUCGGCUGCAUCAAAUGCAUACAUGCCGCAGCCCUCUGCACAGCAGUCGCCUGCUUCGACAUUGCCCCCGCCGCCACAAGCACCUCCCCUCGGCCGUGGCCCGUCUCCAUACAACCCUCCUCCUACCACGACCGCAUCUGGCCCACCUUCCAAUCGUUACGCACCGGCGCCCGGAUCUCAACCUACACCCGCCGUCGGUGGCCUCCCCCCACCACGUAACGUUGCUCCUCCGCCCAACCCAUACGGCUCUGCAGCUCCUUCACCUUACGCGCCGGCAGCUUCGGCAUAUGCACCGAGGGCACCAGCAGCGCCCUACGCACAAGCACCCGCGCCGUCGCAGCCCCCCACACCUCAGGCUAUUCCACCACCGCCACAAGGACCACCUCGUGGACCCCCGCAGGGCCCACCUAGAGCUGCACCUCCACCUCAAGCCACACCUGCUCAGGCCACCCCUCCCCCAUCAGCCGCCCCUCAACAGAUGCCUUCGCGACCCAGCACUGCGCAAUCUCAGAGAUCCGCCCCUGCAGCCGCCAAGUAUCCCCCUGGCGACCGCACCCACAUUCCCAGCAACGCAAUGCCUGUCUAUGAAAUCUUGUCCUCAGACAUGGCACGCGUGAAAUCCCGCGCACCUGCAUCGUUUGCUGCUCAAGUCAACGACACAGAAAAGCGCCUCAACAUUCUUUUCGACCACCUCAACAACGAGACUUUGAUCAAGCCUGAUACCAUUGCACAAUUGGCCGACAUUGCCCAAGCACUACAAGCCAGAGACUUUGAUCGCGCCGGAUCUAUCUUGACAGAGGUUAUGAAAAUCAAGCUUGAGUCUGAAGGUGCUCAUUGGAUGGUCGGCGUCAAGAGAUUGGUUGCCAUGAGUAAAGCUACUCCCGCUUAAAAACAUUGAGCGUUAAGAAUAGGAUUAGUAGAGUUGGAAGGGAGGAAGAGGUGGAAGAGGUAGAGGUGUUGUCAUCAUCAUCAUCAGUCUUUUAGUAUCUUUUUGCCAUGAACA